CUUCUUUCGCCUCGAAUUUGCCUGGCCCUGUCCUCUUCGUGCUUAUGCAGACGGCUUUUCGAAUACCACGGUCUCGCCCUGCCCUGUCCCGGCUGCAGUUUUCUGCCCUGCCCACCUCUGCUUCCCCACUAGCCUUGGAUCGCCAUCCUCUCUUCGCACUCUUGCCCACUCUCUCUCAUUACAAUUUCAGCCCAGCUGGCACCUCAAUCUAGCCAUGGCUUACUCUCCUGCCCCGGCAUCACCUGUCCAUGGCAGCGGGGCACCCAUGUUGUCCAAUAGCUUACAAUCUAGAGGCCGUUCCACCAGUCCCCCGACCAGCGUGCCGCUGUCGAAACGGGACAAGCGACGCAGCGCGCUCCAGGAGCGCCUCCAUGACCUCACGGCCUCGUUCAGCCAGAACAGAGAUACCCAGUUUCGGCAGCAAUUGCAUGCCCUCCAAUGCGACAUGACCCUUAUCAACAAUGCUGAUCCGUACGAGCCUGGCCCCCUCCCCGACUCGGCCGAUGACAUCGCUCACCUGAUUGAAAACACCGUCGGCGGGGGCAAGUUCGCCAAGGAGAUGGCGAGUUUGGCGGGCAUGUGGUAUUCGCGGUUCGUGCAAGAGGUCAACCACAUUAAAGCAGAUAAGGACGCGGAUUUGGCCAUGUUGGUGCACCGUCACAACAACAACCUGGAACGGUUCAAGCGCGAGUAUGCAUUUCGGGUCCACUUUGCGGAGGAAGAAUACGAGUCGCUCUCCAUGACCCUCCGAGAGCGUCUCGUUCAGACCAUUUCGGGCAAGCGGGCUCGUUUGAUGCGAGAAAAAGAGCAGCUGGAUAUUGCUGAUACGAACGCGCUCCUCCUCCACCCCAAUCAGUUUAGCAUUACCAACCCGGCCAGUCCCGGGGGGAUCCACGGAAACCGCAAGACCCGCCACACCCGCCACCGCGUCGAUCUGGAAGAGCUCGGCAGCAACGGGAUCAUGUCGGAGCAUUUCAAUAAGAGGAAGAGAAAGGCGGCCGAUGAGGAUGUGGGGUCGCCCGUGCGCGAUCCUGGCUAUGCCAACCCGGCCGAGCGCGCCAAGGCGCAGGUGGCCCAGCAACAGCAAGCGCCGUCCUACUCCAUCAAUUCUCUCUUCACGGAGAAGGAGCUCGGUGCUCACGCGAAUAAUGCGCACAUUGCGACGGUCCACUUCUUCUCGACGUCGAAGCGUGCGGAUCAGCCGUCCGGGGCGGCGACGAACGGCAACAACACCGACGUCGAUGACGGCUCUGGGGUGGACGGCACGGGUGCCGAGGACAAUGGCACCCCGGCAGCCGACAUGGCUCGAACAGCCAGCCAGAACUUCCACGCCACGCGGUCCACGCGGACGCAUGGCAACCAUGCCUUGAACGCGCUGGCGGAGUUGUCGGACAAGCCCGCGGUGCGCCCCAACCUUCCAUACCACAUCCUGGCCAACUACCACGCGCGUUCAAGCAACAGCGGCGCCCCUCCCCUUCCUCCUCUAAUGAACGAGGAGGUCGACGACGACUGGAUGCGCAUCGACAAGCUGCACAAUAAGCCUGCCGGAUUCGUGGAUCGAUCCUUCGUCCAUGGCCUGGUUCAGACCAUCCCUACAGACGUGGAUGGGGUGCCGGAGAACCCCGAUCAGUAUAGCAUGCUGCAUCCGGACUUUCCCAUUGAAAUGGGCAUGCAUCUAUACCCUCUUAAAAAAGACACGGUCGAGAUAACGAGCAAUGAGCGUUCCAAGAAGACCAAAUAGGGCUAGCCACCUAGCCUUUUGCAAUAUAUCGCGGGCGUUAAGUCUAGCCAGAUGGCUAGUCGGGUAGGUGCAACAGGACCGGUAGCGGGAGUACUUUAAUAAAUACCAUUGACGGGCGUUGGGAUUGAUUGGCCGCCUCGUGGCCUUUGUUUGGAUGGGACGGAGCAAGAAUCUCCGCCCUUUUCUUUUCUUUUUUUCUUUUUUCUUACUAUACUUUUCCUUUCUGUGAUCUCAUCUCAGAAUCUCUGAUUUGACUGUUUGAUUCUCCCCUUUGCUUCGGACUGGACUCCUUGGGAUGGCGUUAGGUUGACUGAUGAUAGAUUUGUGUUCGUGUUGCUUCGUUGGAUAUAUCAUACGCUAGUAUAACGUAGUAGGUAGGUAAGUAGGUAGUAGUAGGUAGGAAAUGGAUUGACUGUACAUGCUUGCACC
Aspergillus sclerotioniger CBS 115572 is the source of this 2170-nucleotide messenger RNA. RefSeq names its product Sds3 domain-containing protein. Gene Ontology annotation, biological process: negative regulation of transcription by RNA polymerase II. The record is from RefSeq and is a predicted model, not a curated record. Gene Ontology annotation, cellular component: Sin3-type complex. Lineage: Eukaryota; Fungi; Ascomycota; Eurotiomycetes; Eurotiales; Aspergillaceae. The coding region runs from base 215 to 1741 and encodes 508 amino acids. The transcript has 2 exons. Gene Ontology annotation, molecular function: histone deacetylase binding.